AUGUGUUUUUUUUGGCAAGCUCAAUAUUUUGUAUCGCCGAUCGUUAACUCUCGAAAGUCUGAAUCCAGUCUCGUCAUCGCCACCCAUCGAGUCCUGACUCCCUACCUUCAAGCAACAUUGAACUUUGAUGAUAAAGACCUCACAGGACCUCACGUAAAAAAAGAAAUUCUUCAAUUGUCCAGAUCUUCAAAUGUCAAAUUUACGUCUUUAGCUAGUUUUAUCAACUCGGUUGUCAUCAUGAUGAUAUCAAAGUACUUACAUUUGAAAUCCAAUGUGACAGAUUUAAGUGACCAACGUUGUAACAGAGAUCCACUUCCACGAAUCCUAUCAAACAGCUCAGAAAUUCCUUCGCAAAGUCAUAUACGCAUACUAGAUCAAGCUAUGGAAAGAAAUUAUCAUCAUAAUGAAGCAAGCCAUGCUGGACGUUCUAGUAAAAGAAUUAAAACAGAUUCAAUAGAUAAUCAGAAAAGAGAAAUUGAAGGAGUUUAUCAUCAUAGGAAAAGUGUUGUAGUAGGAGAAAAAGAACAAGAAGAAGAAGAUGAUAAUUAUCAUCAUUCUUCUUCUUCUAGAAAUAAAUCUUUUGAACAAUUUCAUCAAUCUGGUAGUGCUAGUGGUAGUACUAGUCAACAUCAUCUAAUUGAAACCCCUCGUUCUCAGGUAGAACGUAAUUCAGAAUUUAAUAUCAUUGCUAGUAAAUUUAAUAUCAAUUCAUCAGAUUUACAAAACCUAUUACAAAUCUUUCAAGAAUCGAUUCCAGAAACACGUCAAUUUGCAAUCACUUGUAUGUUGAUUAGUAAAUUUCAAGAUUUAGAACGUUUGAUUAUACCCAAUCAUACUGGAGUAACAUUAAAUCUUGGAAAAGGAUCAAAUUGGAAAGGAGCUGAUCCAGUAAGAUCACUUAUUAGAGAAAAAUUAAGAAAGUUUUUAUUAGAAUCUGAAACUCAAGCUUAUAGUACGAAUGAAACAGUUGAUCAUAACCCGAUCAAUGGAUCAUUAGAGCAUCGAAUGAUUGAUUCACUUCAUUCAGAAUCUAAAGAAUUUCAAGAAUCAAACUUACCACCUGGAUUUCAAACUUUUAAAGUUGAUGCAGAGUUAUCAGUCAUGAAAGUGAUUAAAGAAAUCGCAAAAGCAGAAAGAUGUAAAUUUCAAAGUAGAAUUCUUUCUCAAAUUAAAAAUCCUACUCAAGAUCAACCUGUACCUGAUCUAAGAUCAUUAGUUGCAUUAAUAAUACGAUCCAAUAGUAGAAGUGAACGUCGUUCAAAUGAUGAAAUAUGGAAUGAUACUCCAUCUGAUGAUAAAAUGAGAUAUGCACAUUUGAGACUUGAAGGUGCUAUCUUUCAUAUUGGUGAUGCAAAAGAUGUGACCUUGAUCAAAAGUAAAAUCGAACGUGAAAGAUCAAUGUGGGAUCCAGUUGAUGAUAGAUUAGCAUGGAUUAGGUCCUUAAAUGAAACUGAAAGAAACAUUUUUGAAAAAUUAAUCAUUCAUUUAGAUCAACUCAUCUUUAAUGGAUCUCGUACAUUUGAUACAAUCAAACGUCAACAUACCAUUCAUUUACCAUCUCCUAUCGAAUUUCAAACUUCUUUAAAUGAUCAUCAUUUUGAUUACUUAAAUUCAGUUCAAACUGAUCUUUCUUGA
This is a messenger RNA of Melampsora larici-populina 98AG31, 1635 nucleotides long. RefSeq lists its product as uncharacterized. Lineage: Eukaryota; Fungi; Basidiomycota; Pucciniomycetes; Pucciniales; Melampsoraceae. The record is from RefSeq and is a predicted model, not a curated record. The coding region runs from base 1 to 1635 and encodes 544 amino acids. The transcript has 11 exons.